UGCGCACGCUCCGACUCGGCCGCUGGCGGCUCUGUCUGAAGGAGGCCACCACCACUUCUGGUUGGCCUCGGGGCGCGCUGGCUUGGGUCUUCCUCCGUCCUCGAGGCCCCCGUAGUCCCAUCAUUCAGCCCCCUAGGGGCACUGGCGCGGCGGUGGCCUCGCAGGGCGCUGGGUUCCACUCUCCAGCUCUCCUCCCCCUGGCCCCGUCGCCCCGCCCUCGCCGGGCUAGGCUGCGGGGUCAGGGGCCGAGCGGAGCGGGUUGUCAUUUAACAUGGAAGAAGAUGAGUUCAUUGGAGAAAAAACAUUCCAACAUUAUUGUGCAGAAUUCAUUAAACAUUCACAACAGAUAGGUGAUAGUUGGGAAUGGAGACCAUCAAAGGACUGUUCUGAUGGCUACAUGUGCAAAAUACACUUUCAAAUUAAGAGUGGGUCUGUGAUGUCACAUCCAGGAGCAUCUACCCAUGGACAGACAUGUCCUCCCAUGGAGGAGGCUUUCGAGCUACCCUCAGAUGAUUGUGAAGUGAUUGAAACUGCAGCAGCGUCCAAAGUGAUUAAAUAUGAGUAUCAUGUCUUAUAUUCCUGUAGCUACCAAGUGCCUGUACUUUACUUUAGGGCAAGCUUUUUAGAUGGGAGACCUUUAACUCUGAAGGACAUAUGGGAAGGAGUUCAUGAGUGCUAUAAGACGCGACUGCUACAGGGACCAUGGGACACUAUUACACAACAGGAACAUCCAAUACUUGGGCAACCCUUUUUUGUACUUCAUCCCUGCAAAACGAAUGAAUUCAUGGCUCCAGUAUUAAAGAAUUCUCGGAAAAUCAAUAAGAAUGUCAACUACAUCACAUCAUGGCUGAGCAUUGUAGGGCCAGUUGUUGGACUGAAUCUACCUCUGAGUUAUGCCAAAGCAACCUCUCAGGCUGAAUGAAAUGUCGAUUAACAAGAUUCUUCUAUCGAGCUUAGAAAUUGUGGUAUGAAGAAUGUCAAGAGUUUACUUACCAGCCCUGGCUUUAAUAGGACCAAUACCAUGGAAUAUUUCAUCUCACCAAGAUUUGACAUGGAUUAUUUUUCCCUUGGACACAAAUGUCUACAGCAACUGAUAUUUGAUAGACCGAAUGUUUAGAAGAAACAUUUCAAAGGCGUACAUCAUGGCCAGGCAUGGUGGCUCACACCUGCAAUCCAAGCACUUUGGGAGGCCGAGGUGGGAGCAUCACUUGAGCCUGGGAGUACGAGACCAGCCUGGGCAACAUGGUGAAACCAUGUCUGUACAAAAAAAUACAAAAAUUUGCCUGUUUGUGGUGGUGUGUGCCUGUAGUCCCAGCUACUCAGGAGGCUGAGGUGGGAGGUUGGCUUGAGCCCAGGAGGCAGAGGUUGCAGUGAGCUGAGAUUGUGCCACUGCACUCCAGCCUGGGUGACAGAGCCAGACACUGUCUCAGAAAAAAAAAAAAAAAAGACACAUCACUUUAAAUAGCAAAAAACGAAUCUUAACUUACUAAUACUAGGAAUAACAACAUUAUUAGGGCACUUGCAGGUUAUUCUUUUCUAGGCCAAGUACUUCACUUCCAUUUGUCUGAUAUGGAGAUUGAGGGAGAAAUGUAUUUGUGUAUUCAUUUUAAUGUAAGAUAUACAAAAAUUAAAUUACUGGAUUUACCUGUCCCUGAAACUGGUGUUAUAAACAUGACCUAUCUUAAGUGAUUCUCCCAGAAUCAAACUCAGGAACAAUAGAUUAUUUCUGUUUUACUCCAAAGAUACGGGAGAGAGAGAAAGAGAGAGAGUGUGUGUGUGUAUGUAUGUAGGUGUGGGUGUUUGUGUAGACAGAUAGACAUAAAAUAAAGAAAAAAACACAAUAUUUUACUGUGAGACAAUAUGUUUUACCAGCGAAAUGUGGCAUAGUAAUUAGAAGUUUUCUAAAAAGCUAUAGGAAAUAUUUAAACAUUAAGAUUUCUUUUUGACCUACAGUAAUAAAACAAUGGUCAUUUUACCCCUCUACUUCUCAACCCCACAGCUGCUCUGCUGUACUCUUUGAGGGCUCUUAAGCGAGUCUUCGUGUCCCUGAGACUUAUUUUCCUCAUCUUUAAUUUGAAAAUAACAAGCUACCUCAUAGGGUUGCUGUGAGAACCACAUGAGAUCAUUAAUGCAUGAUAAGAUAUUGUAAAGUAUUAUACAAAUAUUCAUUAAAUGUUCACCUUUCUUGUAUAUAAUUGGUAUUCACUCAGGCUGUAAAUAAGUUUCAUAGCCAGUUAAGUAUUAAGAUAAACCUAACCUGGAACCAUUUUUUUUUUUUUUGGUUGCUUGUUUUGUUUUUUGUUUUCAUUUACUGGGAGCUGAAACUAAGAUUAAAAUGUCGUUGGGUUUUUAGAGAGUCUAGAUUAGUGUCUUUGAAUGAGAGAUAUGCUUAAAAUCACCUGAGGAUCGUUUACAGCUACAGAUGCUGGGGCCACCUGACACAGUCUCUCUGGGGGUGAUUCUGCUCUGGAGAACCUCUGGUCUGGAUAUACCUUUAUUGUGACAUUGAUUUGUAUUGUUUUGCUCUACUGACAGGCCUUUUCCAAUCCAUACAAGCUGAACUUGCUUCCUAAUGUUUGUCUAGGCCUUACCUGGAUAGGAAGGAAGCUUAGGAGACAUGUUCACAAGGUAGCCGUCUUGUAGGAAACCAGUCCAGGUGAGGACAUCAUUCACCAGUGUAUCACUGAGCACCACUGACAGCACCCUCAGUCCACAUCUGCAGAUUAAGAGCUGAACUCUCACAGAGAAAGUGGAAGUAAAGAAAGGGUUAAUUCAAACUGCUAGAAAAGCUAAAAGUAAAUUUUAAAAUGCUGAGCUGCACAUAUUCAUGCUAGGAUGAGAGCCAGCUUAAAUGCUUGCUGGGCAUUUUGGUAUUUACCGCUUAACAUGUUUUCAACUUCUGUGAGGGAUUUUCCCCCCACUCUCCCUAAUGUAAACACAGAUUUCUCGGCAAGUCAUUUCUCAAGCCAUGUCAUUUCUAGUGUAAAAUAAAUUAUAAUAAUGUGUCAUCUGAA
Molecule: messenger RNA, 3014 nt
Organism: Cercocebus atys (sooty mangabey)
Lineage: Eukaryota; Metazoa; Chordata; Mammalia; Primates; Cercopithecidae
Gene: ATG10
Product: autophagy related 10
Exons: 8
Coding region: 272-922 (216 amino acids)
Biological process (GO): protein modification by small protein conjugation; macroautophagy; protein lipidation
Cellular component (GO): intracellular anatomical structure
Molecular function (GO): Atg12 transferase activity
Source: RefSeq, a predicted model, not a curated record